Molecule: messenger RNA, 2529 nt
Organism: Hypoxylon trugodes
Lineage: Eukaryota; Fungi; Ascomycota; Sordariomycetes; Xylariales; Hypoxylaceae
Product: alpha/beta-hydrolase
Exons: 3
Coding region: 633-2381 (582 amino acids)
Source: RefSeq, a predicted model, not a curated record
GCCAAUACCCAUAAUGUCUAACCGGCAGUACCCGAUUAAACCAAUCUGCAAGCCACCGCAAAUAUAUUCGUAAAAGUGCAGUUCAUCGGGUUCUUUGGCGUACUCCGAACUUAGUCUAUACCUUACAAGCACGUCCUCAUGAUGCGUCGAGGGUUACAUCACACGGUUACGUAUCCCUGUCCGCUUACCUCUUAGCUCAGGUGUCAGUUUUCCCAGACCUUGGCCUAGAUAACCUUCCUAUCCCAGCUUUCUUCUACGUAAGUAGCCAAUGACCGACUUUCUAUACCCGGAGAAUUAUAUUAUAGGAAUUAUAGAUAUGGGUAGGUCGCUAUACUAUUAUAUAUUACAUGGCUUGCUGUCGAUUACGUUUGUCCCAUCACGGGCAACACACCGUUCCGUUUAGAAGUAGGUCAUGCGGUCUUUGUACAUAGACGUUUGUGGCAGAUAGGCGAACGCUCGUGCUCAAACGAAGCGCAACCCGCGCACGGGUAGAUAAAAUAGUUACGAUCUAGACUCCGAGCGGUAGUUAUUCUGAAAUGCGUAUAUUUCAUCUCGUAGUACCUCCAGCAUGUCUCCUUGACCUUUCUAUUCUCUUCUUUCUCUUCUUGGUCGUAACGUCCUAAACUUGGUUCAUGAUGAGGGUAUCUUGGCUUUUCGUAACAAUAUGCGCCGGCGUCUUCACCUCGGCUCUCGGACGGUACGUAGGAAGACGAGCAGAUGUGCCGACUGUGGAUCUGGGAUACGAGAUUCACCAAGGUUCUGUUAAUACCACUGGCGACUACUACAUCUUUAGGAAUAUCCCAUACGCACAGCAACCGGUCGGCGAUUUGCGUUUUAGGAAGCCUGUCGCAAUAAAGGAUUCAGGCCAGGAGAUCAACAAUGGAACUGCCGACGGAGAUGCUGUUGUCAUGUGCCCACAGGCAUACCCACAAUGGGCUAUCAAUCUAAUGGCGGAACGCGGUGGAGUCAGCAACGAUGCGAUGGCAGAUUUACUCAACAAUCAAGCUGGGCAGACAGAGGCUUGUCUAGUGCUUGAUGUCUAUGUGCCAAUUGAAAUUUUCAAUGAUGGUCCAGCUGCCGACGCUUCGGUCCUGGUAUGGGUCCAUGGGGGUGGCUUCACAUUCGGAUCCAAGACCCUUUAUGGGAACCCAGCCGGCAUCAUAGCUAGGUCGCGACGUGACGGGGAGCAGGGUAUCAUCGUGAUAGCAAUCAAUUACCGUCUAGGCAUGUUCGGCUGGUUAUCCGGCAAUGACACCACGCCGAACCUAGGAUUAUAUGAUCAACGCCUCGCGUUCGAAUGGGUUCAGGAGUACAUCGCGUUGUUCGGUGGUAACGCGGAGAAAGUAACGGCCAUGGGCGAAAGCGCAGGCGCUUCGAGCAUCGUCCACCAUAUCACCGCAUACGGCGGGGAACAACCGGCCCCAUUCAAGUCGGCAAUCCCGCAGUCCCCCGCGUUCCAAUUUAAUAUCAACUUCACCGAGAAUUACGAUAAGACUCUGGCAGAAGCGACAAGGCAGGCUAAUACAGCUAUUGAUAGCGUGAAGGAUCUGAGCAAGUUAUCGACUGACUUGCUUCGUACCAUCAACCAAGCAACCGUGACGACGGCGCCGACUGGAACCUUCGGUUUCGGACCCGGACCUGACGGCACAUAUGUGGUAGCCAUACCGCAGGUACAGCUAUAUCAAGGCAAAUUCGACUUAGCCGUAGAUGUAAGCAGCAGUCUUCCUUUCUCUUACCUCACAAGUUUAAGCAACGCGACCGAACUAACAUCGCACUAUCAGCUCCUCAUAAGCCACACAGCCAACGAGUCCGUCUCUUUCACACCGUCCAAUAUCCUCACCUCCGCCGACGUAGAAUCCUAUGUCCGCACCAGUCUCCCUGAAGCCUCCGACGACACCAUACACACGCUUCUCACAGACCCAACAUUAUACCCAGACAUCCUAGGCAGCGCCGACUACCCAUGGACAACCGAAUUCGAGCGAGCCGCGCGUCUAAGUUCGGAUAUCGGAUUUGCGUGUACGGCGCGGUAUCUAUCACUCGCACGCGAUAACGAAACUUUCGAUUACCUAUUCGCGUACCCGCCGGGUUGGCACGCGGACGAUGUACCGUACGUAUUUUACGACGGCGACAUGACGACGUUGGAUGAUGGGUAUCCAGUGAACGCGGCGCUAGCGUAUCAAUUACAAGAUUACAUCGUCGCGUUUGCGCGAGAGGGGGAUCCGAAUAUAGGACUUGAAGGUACGGCUGUGGAAUUCCCGGUGUAUGGACCAAAGGCGAGGAUAUUGGAGUUGGGAUCUGAUGGCGUCAAAGAAAGGGGCGAUGACUUGAGUGCCGUGAGAUGCGAGUGGAUACAAAAAGCUAUGGUUGAUGGAAAGUUGUGAGCGUAGUUUUUGAAUACCUAUAAUCAUAUUAUUUUAUUACGAUGGCUGGGAAGAAAGACGACGAGAUCCAUGUCAACUUCAAGAGGACUACCUCUCUUGAUGAAUUCAAUAUGAUACUUACAUAUUAGCGUUAACUAUUCUUCUAUAC